This is a messenger RNA of Pochonia chlamydosporia 170, 561 nucleotides long. RefSeq lists its product as hypothetical. The record is from RefSeq and is a predicted model, not a curated record. Lineage: Eukaryota; Fungi; Ascomycota; Sordariomycetes; Hypocreales; Clavicipitaceae. Bases 1 to 561 code for a protein of 186 amino acids. The transcript is spliced from 2 exons.
AUGCCGGUCGCCAGAGAUGUCAACCCUACUGUAACUGCCAUUGUCGCCCUAGCCUUUGAUGACAGUCAGCUCAUUCACUAUUUGAGAGGAAACGCUCUUGAUGGCGGUGGGUUCGAUAUCUCAGGCCUUCUCGGCGUGGAGAACCUUUCAAACGACCAGCUAAACGAGCAGGCCAAGAAACUAAGAAAUGCAGCUUCUACGCUAGAUAGUUCGACUCUGGACACUGAAGAUCUUUUUACGCGCCUAACAAAGGUAGCUGAUGAGCGGAACGACUCUUCAGACCAUGAUCUCCCACAGUCGCCCGCCGAUUCAUACUCGUCAACCGCUACUAUGCCGCCUAUUUCUGUUAUGGCGCUUGAAAUUUCUAGCCAUCACGAGCUCGUUAAUGACGGCGGUCGGCCUGUCCGCUCGAUUGAAGAUCUUUCAUACAUCCUUGAGGAACCUAUGACCAGGUAUAGAGCCAUUAUAUCAUGGCUCAGCGACGACCCAGACUCUGAGAUAGGGGAUGGGGAGAUGAAGACAGUCUUUUCGAGGCAGUUUACGCGGUGGUGGGACUUUUGA